GGGCAAGCGCCCGUAGCUAGUUCGAACCAGUGAUCUGAUAUUCGAUCUUGACUGCAAUGGUGAACUUUCGAUAUCUUCGCACCUUCAUCGAUGAAGACCUCGUCGAUGCACCCGCCAUGCGUCGUUCUCAGAGCGAACCGGCGCUGGGUAAUCGAAGCGAGGAGGACGCAUCCAAUGCGGAGUAUGCUGAGUAUGUGGCCCACCUGCAGCAGAGGACCAGCACCAAUUUCCCACCAGCGCAGGCAGUGCCACCAGUCCCUGCGCCGCCUGUACCUCCGCCGGCACCAGCCGUUGCGGCACCAGCCGUUGCGGCACCAGCCGUUGCGGCACCAGCCGUUGCGGCACCAGCCGUUGCGGCACCAGCCGUUGCGGCACCAGCCGUUGCGGCACCAGCCGUGCCUGAGCAGGAACCGGUGCAUCCAGUUCCAGUUGAUGUUGGGGCUGUGAUGCCGGAGAAGCGUGGAGGCAAUGGAAGCCUUGGACAUCCCCACCUAUGCCGCCGUCCGUGCAUCCGCUUCUCCAAAGGAGAAUGCAACAUGGGAGAUGCUUGUGAAUAUUGCCAUCUACAACAUGAGCGACGACCAACCUUCGACAAGCGCCAGCGGAUUCUCAUGCGAGACAUGGACACUUGA
Messenger RNA from Cladocopium goreaui, 632 nucleotides. Lineage: Eukaryota; Dinophyceae; Suessiales; Symbiodiniaceae. The record is from the annotation of a GenBank genome assembly.